UUGUGAACCACUCGCCCCUAUCUUACCUCUACCUACUGUGCGAUCGCUCGGCUGCUAGCAAUCGAAGAAGCACACAAAAUGAUGAUCGCGCACUCACGCGGCUCCGGCUGACUAGAUCGUCUCGCCGGUCGUUAGGUUUUUUGCUCGCCACGGCCUGCUCAGUAAGUUUGUAAUCAACUUCGGGGGAUGAUGAUGAUGAUGCCUACUACUAGAUAUGAGUCGUAGCUCGUGCCGUUGAUAGCUAAGGCGCCGCCCGGCUGAGACGAAAUGUACUUGCAAAGCACAGCGAUCAAGGUUUUUGCGACCGAUUCGCAACAAAAAUUCCUAAAGAGACCAGCAGACGACGUCGAUUCCGCCUCCGACUCGUACGAACCACCGGUCAAGCUACAGCACAACGGAUCGGAAAACCUUACCAAGUUCUCGGUGGAGAUCGUCCAGCAGCUCGAGUUCACGACGUCGGCGGCCAACUCCCAGCCGCAGCAGAUCAGCACCAACGUAACGGUGAAGGCCUUGACCAAUGCGUCCGUCAAGAGCGAGGGUCCCAGCCCUGCCCAGCAGCAACAACAGCAGCAGAACCAGGCAGGAGCGAACGGAGGCGGAAAUGGUGGAGGAGGUCCCUCGGGAGGUGGUGGCGGCGCAGGAGGCCAUCCUGCUGCGCCAUCCCCACACAUGCACGACCUUGGCCGGAUUGUGGACUUCAAGCAGGAGCCGGAUACCAACGAGUUCGCCGAUCUCUCGGCAGCACUCGAUAAGGACGCCGCUGCCAACGGACACUUCCCUGGUCUUUCGGACCUCAUCGGGGACGAUACCAACGACGACAGCGACGCCUUCAAGGAUCUCAUCUCGGAUCUCUCCGACUUCCAGCCGGACUUCCUGGACUUUGAAGAGAAGCACCAAACGCAACCUCCCCACCAGCAGCCUCCCCACCUCCAUCAACAGCAGCCACCCCAUCAGCAGCAACCUCCUCCUCCACAGCAACAGCAGCAGAUGUUACACGCCCAACAGCAGCAGCAGAUCGAGGUGAAGCAAGAAGCCUGCAUAAAGCAAGAACACCCAAGUCCCGGAAUGCUGGACAACAUGGGUAUCAAGCGGGGUAGCCCCGUAACGAACCAGUUCCCGAGUGCCUUCGGAAACGAUGGCCUCCCACCGAAACGAGGACCCUACGGGAACCCCCAAAACGGUCCCAUGUCGGAGCUCUCUCCUGCGGCACAAACCCUCAAACACAUGGCCGAACAGCACCAGCACAAAAACGCCAUGGGCAUGGGCUUCCCUCCUCGGGGACCUCAACAGAACCCCCAGCGACCACCCUACUCCGAGUUCGGCCAGUUCGGUCCCGGUCAGGACUACAUGAACGCCCCGAACAACCCCAACGGUCCUGGAGGUGUCCCACCUCAAUUCCACAAGGGCAACGUGCCUCCGUUCCCCGGUGCGGACAUGAUCAAGCAAGAACUCUACUCCCCGCAGAACGAAUUCGAUCUCAAGCCGCAGAUGGGCCGGAUGCCACCGGGUAUGGGUGUCCCCGGACCCGGUCAGAAAAUGCCAGGCCCCGGCCCGGGUCCUUUCAACAAACCCGGCCAACAGCAACAAUACUCGCCAUACGGAUCGCCGGCCGGAGGAGGCCUUCCCAAUCACGGAAGUCCACACGGCCCGGGAUACAUUCCACCGAGGGGUCCUGGACCGGGAGGGGGAGGACCCCCGGGUGCUAACAACGUUGGAGGUGCUGGAGGUGUCGGAGCGGGCGCUGCCGGAGGUCCAGGUGGACCCGGUGGUGCCGGUCCCGGACAGCAAGCGAACGGGGCUGGCAAUGGUGUUCCUCCGCGGGGUGGCCCCGGAGGUCCCAUGGGUGGAGGACCACCAAAUGCUACGAUGCUACAGAUGAAACAAACGCAGCAGCUGCACAUCAGCCAGCAGGGACCCGGUGGGCACGGGAUUCAGGUGAGUCAGAUUUGCAUGUAUCUUUUUUUUUAAGAACGAAGGGUCCUU
Messenger RNA from Aedes albopictus (Asian tiger mosquito), 1983 nucleotides. RefSeq names its product neurogenic protein mastermind-like. Gene Ontology annotation, cellular component: nucleus; chromatin; chromosome, centromeric region. The coding region runs from base 268 to 1968 and encodes 566 amino acids. The transcript has 2 exons. Gene Ontology annotation, biological process: CENP-A containing chromatin assembly; chromosome segregation. Lineage: Eukaryota; Metazoa; Arthropoda; Insecta; Diptera; Culicidae. The record is from RefSeq and is a predicted model, not a curated record.